Molecule: messenger RNA, 1677 nt
Organism: Parascedosporium putredinis
Lineage: Eukaryota; Fungi; Ascomycota; Sordariomycetes; Microascales; Microascaceae
Source: the annotation of a GenBank genome assembly
AUGUCGGCCCCGAGCCAACCUAACGACGGCCUCGAAGGCUUGUUCGACUUCUCAGACUACGAUAAUAAUGCCGUCUUCGCCAGGCCGAUGGGCCAGGUCCAAGCCCAGCCUAUGCCUUCGGCAUCGCAGCCCUUGACGCGCCCGAGCCACCAGUAUGAGCUCUACAAGCAACAGACCGGUAUCGUCCCCGGUGCCCUCGCCAGCACCCUUGCCAUCAACCAGAGCAGCCAGGUUGCGGGCUACAACGGCGUUGGCCUCGAAUAUCUCGGCCUGAGCCCCAACGAGGAGAUCUUCGACUUCAACACGGCCCCUUCCCAGGGUUCCAUUGGUGCUUCUGAGAUCGACAUGGAGUUCGACUCCGCGACGACGGAUCAGUUCUUUUUCGAGAACACCGUCAACCCCAGCGCUCUCGGCGACCAGGCGUCUCCUAACGGAGUACCUAACUCGAUGAUGACGCCCGGUCGUCUCUGGCCCGGUAUGCACUCUCAGGCUGCGAAUGCCAAGGCACAGGCUCAGCGUCAACAACAAGUGCAGAGGCAAGGGUCUGUCCAGCCCAAGGCUAGGGCCAAGAGCGGCCAACCCACCGAUCCCAUCGUCGAGCAGAAGAUUACCCAGCUCCUCAACUCGAUGCGAGCCAAGCCUGCCAAUGGAGACGGCUCGCAGUCGAUGCCCAUGCUCAACAUGCCCAAGCUCAGGAAAGACGAGGAUGAUAUGGACGAGGACGAAAGGCUCUUGGCCAGCGAGGAGGGCAAGAAGCUCAGCAGCAAGGAACGCAGACAGCUUCGGAACAAGGUCUCCGCUCGCGCCUUCCGAUCGAGACGCAAGGAAUACAUCUCCCAGCUUGAAAGCGAAAUUGCCACCAAGGUUUCCGAGAAUGGCGAUCUCCAUGUCCAGAACCGGGCCCUCGCAGAAGAGAACAAGCGUCUUACCGACCUUACCCACAUGCUCCUAUCCUCGCCAUCCUUCUCGGAUUUCCUCGAUCAACUCAGCACCAACCCCGCGAACCUUGCCCAGGCCGCUACUCAAAUGCAGGCGCAGCCCGUCCAGCAGCAGCAGCAGCAACACCAGCAGCAGCAGCAGGAGCGUCGUCAGGCCCCCAAGGAUCCCAACCCUUUCGCCCAGCUCCACCAGCAGCAGCGCAUCGGCUUGACGAUGAUUCCCGAGCAGUCCAUGGACAUGUCCAUGCUUAGGCUCGAGAAUGACGGCAGCUUCAACUACCAACCCAGGGUCUUUGCUCUUCUCGAAACUCCCGAGAUGCCCGCUUCCUUUGAUGCCGGCAUCCUCUCCGGGAAGAAGUCCAACUUUGUUGGCGAGCAGUUUGAUUCCGAGGACAAGGUCCAGGCCCCGGUCAUCGACCGCCCGGUCCUAGAGAAGUCGAUGGAACCGGCCGCUCCUGAGAUGCCUCCCGUCGACCCCGAGUUUGAGUCCAACCCCGACUUCGCUCUUUACCACGCAGCUCCCGCCACCGAAGUCUCGGUCGAGACCGAAGCUGAGGACUCGUGGCGUGUCAACAUCUUUGGCGGACUUGAGCCCGAGAAGGUGCUUGCCCGUUACGAGCUGCUUGAUGCUUCGCAGGAGGAGCAGAACGCGAUUGUUGCCAUGGCCCGCGUCCAGAGGAUAUCCGAGAGGCUCGAAUCUACCUGGGAGAGGAUAAGCAACCUUACCGAGGGUAUCUAA